Trametes versicolor FP-101664 SS1 is the source of this 1075-nucleotide messenger RNA. RefSeq lists its product as uncharacterized. The annotation marks the transcript as partial. The transcript has a single exon. The record is from RefSeq and is a predicted model, not a curated record. NCBI's taxonomy places the organism in Eukaryota, Fungi, Basidiomycota, Agaricomycetes, Polyporales, Polyporaceae.
AUGUCUUUGUCAGGAUACCGCUUGACAGGUCCCCCUCAAAUCCACCUACCAGUCCUAUCAGUCGCGUACGACGCGCACCCCCUCAAGCGCAAGAGGAGUGAUCUUCGCAAAGGACCCUUCUUAUGGGGUAUGGACCCACUCGAACGCGACGCGCCAUUCCGCUCACUCCGCUUGCCCAUCCUGUUUCCUCCCGUCAAACGCGACACCGACAGACCUGAUGCUUGUCCCCCCUCACCCGCGCUCACAGAGAUCAUUGACGACGUGAGUGAAGAUGGCGGCCCCUGCAUGGAGAGGGCAAAGGCUGCUGGCGUCAAGGUCCGCGACUUCGCGUAUGAGCCACUCCCCAAGGGCCCCGACCCCCGCGCUCCCGACGUCUGGGAGAAGGCCACCAGUGCGCUCAUCAUGCACGAUCACUACAUACGCCUCUCGUCGGAGGAUGCGGCCAAGAUCCGCCUCUCAGGCAGGGAUCUCUACCGCCUGCGCCAACUUGGCUGGGUUACCAAGAGGGAGGAGGACGAGUACUGGUACGAGGAGGACCGGAAGGCGAUGGCGGACUACAUGGCACGUCCUCUCGGGCCGUAUCCAUUCUGCAUUCCGAAGGGCGUGAAGAAACCUACGGCCGCAUACCGCGCGACUCUGCGCCUGGAGACUGUGUCGAAGCUAAAGAGCGAGUCAUCGUCAAAAGCAGAUGAGGUCACGCCAAAAGCAGGUGGGGCCCCAAGGAAGCCGGCACCGAAGCCAGAGCCGGAGCCAGAGGAGGACCCAUCGAAGGUGAUCGACAUGUCGGACUUGGACGACAUGGACGACAUGGACGACGGGCCUCCGCGUAUGGACCCCCGACUCAUGAACGCCAUCGCGUGGAAACUGGGCGAAGCCUACGACAGCUCCGCGGCCGCAGCCAACAACGCAGACGCGUCUCAUGUCGACAACGCAGACGCGUCCCAUGUCGACAACGCAGACACGUCCCAUGUCGACAAGAAGCGGCGUCUGAGCGCCCCGGCCACACCGCAGAGCACGCCACCCGCUUCUCCCGCGCCCGCGCCCGGACCCGUUCGGAUGUCGUCGCGCACCGCAA